AUGGCCAGUGCUGUCGCUGACCGCAAUGGCUUUUCAUAUGCUGAGAAGGAAGAGCUUGUUGAAUAUGAGAAGCUUAUAAAGCUUCGCAAUGAUUUCUUCGCACACAGUCAUCCCUCACCCAAGCUUCCCAGACAGUCUGGUGGUCUAGGUAAUCCAUUCGCUGCCUCUGGACCUCUACCCUUACCGCCCGUGUCUUCGUCACAAAUGACGAAUGGCGUUCACCCACCUUCUCAGGUCAGCAACGGGACAUCUUCACUUGCAGCAAACCCGCAUGACACCAAGCCUUUGUCGAAUCCCUUUCAGCCCAAAUCGCCCAACAAUCUGAAAGUUUCGACUUCAGCGCCUGGGUCAUCUGGCAUCGACCCCAUCUUUUUAACCAAAUCAGAUGUACUUGUAAGAGCAGAGAUACAGCAGAAAAGGCAACGCAUCGAGCGGGCCUUGGAGGAGCAAAUACACCAGCGAAGAAAGCAGAAAAUGUUCGAUCAGGAAGCCUUGCCAGACUUUAAUGCUACCGAAGUCUUGAGAAAGGCGCAAGAGCUUGUAAAGCCUGUCAAAAUGCACGAAAUCAGUCGCGCUAAUGGAGCUGCUUCAGCCAGUGAUUCAUUUGAUGAGAAAACAUUUUACUCCAGUCAGGUGGAAUCUACUACGACAGAGGAAGCAGAUGAGUCUCAUAAAUGGCGUCCCCAUCGAAUUUGCAAUUUUUUCCUUAAGGGGGAGCACUGUCGAUAUGGAGACGCAUGUACUUUCUCUCAUGAUCCAAAAUUGAAGCAAAAGCUUGAAGCAGAUGGAUCACAAAAUCUGGAUCUUGAUAGCGUCAAUGCUGACGAACAGACAAGCCUGCGCCCUAAUAAACCCUCACUCCAGACUUCGACGAACGGUCCACUACCUCACCCUCCAACAAAAGCGAGCACUGCAGGUGCUCCAAUGUCGCAGUCGGAGCGGGCAAUGCAGGAACGCAUUGCGCAGCUUGAGGCUGAGCUUGCGAACAGGUCAAGGAAUGAACAGCAAGCACAUCCUGAUGCCACUGCUCGCCAGCAUGUAAAAGAGAUAAACGAGUCUCAGGAGGACUCUGCAUAUUCACCUCCUGGCCCCGAUGAAUUUGGGCGAGAUGUAGGUUUGCGGGAGGUUGAAAUACGGCAGCCGGCAACAAAACAGCGGCCUCCUCCAGGUCAUGUUCAACCAUCGGCACGUGAGUUUGCUGUACGCAAUGACAGGUCACCCUCGCCACUGCCAAACAAUGUGCGAGUUGUUAGGAAUCACAUAAUGUCUCCUGUGGCACCACAGCCUUCGCGUGUGUCCCCAUUAGCCGUGGCUAAAGUUCCGCAAGUCUCUCAGGUCCAGCGCAGCCAUGGUGAGAAUCGUCGUCUUUCGCGUGCAUCUAAUGCAGAGGUUACGAGUGCUGGACCAAGUCCAAAACCUGGCUUACAGCCUCUGAGCUCGAAGAAGCGAAGAAGGGGGGUGGAUCCCCAAGAGCAUACCCGUAACGUGGUUCCGCGUAGAGAGCUGGGCUCACCUGACGUCCGUAUCAAGGACGAGCCUGUUUCGCCUCCUCCUUUUGGGGAUGCUGUGGAAAUACGACAGAUUCGUCCCAGGCGGGAAGCAUCACGACAGCUGUAUGUCGAUCCAGCUGCGCCUCAAUUUCGUGAUCAAGAGCCAAUAAUCUACCAACCCAGAGUUGGCGAACGUCCAGCGUAUGGUCAACUUUCUGAUGACCGAGGACCUUUGACUCCAUUAGGGCGCCGCGUGGUCUCUCGCAAUGGGCAACGAUACAUACCCAACGAGGAACAGGAUCUUAGGCGGGUUGUCAGUGCUAGACAUGUAAGAGCUCCGAUGUCGCCUGCUCCUCACCCUGUGCAGUACUCCGCUCCUCAUCCUCGUACUACAAGGGCAGCUUCUCAGGUUUACAUCUCACCGACGGGCCAGCCUAUGUCUCAGCAGUACAGAGCAUCAGUUCAACCAGCAUCGGCGACAUAUAUCUCUCAUGAUCGCUCCCCAUCUCCGCCUUUGCGUCGAAUGCAAGCAUCUCCCUUUGGACGAAACCCAAUCGCUAUGGCGCCGCCGCCACGGCGUAUCAUGAUUGAUCAAUGGGGCAGAGAAUGCAUUGAGGUUCCCGUGAACGCUGGGCGGCAAGUCUCCGUUGCCCCUGUUGCGAGCAGAAGCGAAUAUGACCCUCGCUAUGAGCAGUCCGCUCCUCAUAGUGUCCGACAACCGCAGCUUGUUAGCGUUGACGACGAAGGGCAGUACGUUCGUAGAAUUCAAUCGCCGGGCUCUCAGCCGUUCUUCGAGUAUCCACAACACCGAAACACGCAAGUGGUUGAAAGCAACUCACGCAGCAUGCCUUACGCUGAGUCCUAUGUCACACGCAACGAAAGUACUCACCCCACUGAGUAUGCCGAAGCUCGGCAAGCUGCCCGGUAUGCAGAAGUUCCUGAAGCGCGUGAAGGUAUGAUGCGGGUGCAAAGCGCACGGCCUGUUGAAAGGCAGUACGCGGUUCCUCGAGAACAAGGGACGAGAAUGCAAAGUGUGAGACCUCAGCAGCCGCGCAUUGUGCAACUGGGAGAAAGAUCAGAGGCUCGACCGCAAGUUAGCCGUCAGGUCAGUGUCUUUGCCGACGAUGGACCUAUGAGGCCAGUGAGCUAUGCCGUGGAGGAACGGCCGAGGUAUCAGUACGCAACUCAGGGGCAAGAUAGGGGCUACGUCGACGAGAUGACAGAUGAUGGCGGUAUAUACGAGGCACCGGGGAGCGCGGGAAGGCGGCAAGUAUUGCGUUAA
Molecule: messenger RNA, 2772 nt
Organism: Letharia columbiana
Lineage: Eukaryota; Fungi; Ascomycota; Lecanoromycetes; Lecanorales; Parmeliaceae
Exons: 1
Coding region: 1-2772 (923 amino acids)
Molecular function (GO): metal ion binding
Source: RefSeq, a predicted model, not a curated record